GUUAAAAACAGGACCGACACAGCUGUGGAGGAGACAGCCGCUACAUGAGCUCCGUCUCCGGUGGAAACAUCACCGACAGCCGCCGUCAGCUCGAAUAAUUUGGAUUAAAACACAAAACCGGAGAGUUGGUCGGACUUGGCUGUGUUUCAGACUGCCGGUAAGCAGCACCGACCAUGCUCCGCUCGGGCUUUCUGUCCUAACAUGACAAAGUAAAGCGGAAUAAGAAAAGUGAGCGGGACUUUUCCGGAUUUUUCUGCUCUUUAAAUGUGUUUUCUUUUGCUCGGUAAUUCCCAAACUGAGUGACUGUCGCAACACGCUGCGGUAGGUGAACUACUGGAAAUCCUGAAAGCGGGCUGUAACCCGGACCUUUCUGGCUCGUUUAAAGGGUGCAGUUUUCACCGUUUUAGUAUCUCUGAAUGUAUUUUCUUCUCUCGGAUUUUAAAUGAAACCGGGGAAGUCAGUGACGGCUGAAAGCGGUGCGGAGCCCGUCGCCUUUUCGCCCUUCUCUCCAUCCACGAUUUGCGCAAGGAAUUUCAGUUUUUGAAUUCUUAAUUGGAGAUGACUAAUCACACAAACAAACCCUUCUGCUCCUUCUCUUCUGCUUGUUAUUUACUCUAGUCUAACCCUUUUGGGGUGAGCACGCAGGAUUCCUGUGUUUUAAGCCAGAGCGCGCGUCAUCUCUCCACUGAUGCCCACUGAUUUAUGAUUUUUGGGGACAUUUAUCGGGUCUCGCGCAAGGACUUGGAUCCGUUUCAGGAGCUCCGGUUUUCUCUCUUUCCCCCAGUUGUCCAAUUUGGAGCAGGAUACUUGUAACUUUAUUUAAAAAAACGCUUUUUGCUUGGAGAAGCCCGCGGUUUGGUUGGCCGUGCCUUAGGUUUGCUGCUGGCCAAGAGACAGUAAAGACUGUUGCUGGACAUUCACGUUUUUUGAGGACAGAUAUAUAUAUAUUUAUAUUGCGCAUUAUCCAAGUUAGGAGCAUCGGAAGAACUGCAACAGCAUCGCGUGGAGGCUAACACCUGCAGAGAGCUUUAUUUAACAACCAUCGGCUACUGGAGCAACUGGGAUUUAACAUCCGCCUGCUGGGAUUUCUACCAUGUCAGGUGUACGGGAUUGCAGAUGGACUCUCCUCAUCUGUGUGGCUGCGCUUUCAUAUGCUCUUGCAGGAAAAAUCUCUCCAACCAGCUCAGAUGCCCUCCUCAGCUCCUCAGCAAUGACAGCCAGUCCUCCACCACCCAAUGUGUACCUUCCCGUCAACUUCAAAAUGUCCAAUGCACAACUGGCUUUCUUCUUGCGGGAAGCUCAGAUCACAGGACAAACCGUUGGCGGCGGCGGCGGCAGCAGGAGCAGCAGUAGCCCCAGCACUGGACACCCACUGCAGCGCUCGGAGAGUUUCGUGGUUUUCCAGACAAAAGACCUCCCUGCCAUCAACAUAAGCUUUGGGCCUUUUGCCCGGGACCAAGCCCUGUCCAAGGAGUUGCUCCAGCCAACUAGUCCGCUGGAUAUCCCCGGCCAGCUGACAGUCAACUGGAAGGUGCGGGCCUUCAUUGUCCAGGCCAGGGUCUUCUCCAACAACCCCACAGUCCAGGUGUUUUUCUACAUUGCUGGCCGUGACUGGGAUGACUUCAAGGCUCAGGACAAGCUGCCCUGCGUCCGUCUGCACGCCUUUCGGGAUGUCCGUGAAAUUAAAACCUCCUGCCGCAUGAAAGGCAACCUGGCACAGUGCUUGGCCCAGCUGGAGCUGCCUCCGUCCUGGUUUAACACCAAUGUAGCCCCACUGGGUCGGAGGAAAGGCUCCACUGACGGGCUCUUGGAUGGGCUGACCAGUGAGACCCUCCAGGCUGAGCUCUACUACACGCUGCACGGGCCCAAUGUGGAUGGGGAGUGCAGCGAGGGCUCCGGUCACAGGGGUGGUGGUGCUUCCAGGGGAGAACCUCUGUCACAGCACCCCCUGCUGCGCAUCGGGAGCAUCAGCCUGUACCAGGCCAGUCAAGAGCAGCUGCUGGUGGACAAGCAGUUAGACAAGAACAUGUUCCUCAGGCUGCCAGAGAAACCCCUGAAGCCAGGAGAAACCCUCAAAAUCUUCCUCUACUUGAUGCCUAACUCCACCGUCGAGCAGUUCACCCUCAAGGUCAAAGCCAAGAAAGGGGUGAACCUGCUCGAGACCAAGUCGAAGAACGCCCAGUGGAAGGUGGACUGGGAGGUGCAGUCCGGCGCCAAGCACUCCAUCACCACCAUCGAUGUGAACAAGAACAAAGCAGUCAAACAGGGGGAUGUAUUGGGCAAUGUCGAGGUGAUGCAGUUGGACUUCGAGAUGGAAAACUUCACCAGCCUCUCCGUGACCAGAAGGAUCAAUUGGAACAUCGACUACAAGGGGCAGAACCCGCCUCCCGAUUCAGAGAAGGUGGUGACGGAGUUGACGGUGGUGCAGCGAGAUAUUCAGGCCAUCAUCCCGCUCGCUAUGGAUACCGAGAUUAUCAACACAGCCAUUCUGACCGGACGCACUGUGGCCAUUCCCGUCAAAAUGGUCUCCAUAGAGAUGAAUGGAGCAGUCACUGACGUCUCAGCCUUUGUGCAGUGCAAGUCCUCCAAUGAAGACAUUGUCAAGGUGUCCAUGAAUUGCGACUACGUGUUCGUCAACGGGAAGGAGACGCGGGGAUCCAUGAACGCGAGGGUUAUCUUCAGCUACGAGCACUUGAGCGCACCGCUGGAGCUGACCGUCUGGGUGCCCAAACUUCCCCUACAGGUGGAACUUUCCGACAACAAUCUGAGCUUCAUCAAAGGCUGGAGGGUUCCCAUUCUGCCCGACAGAAGGAGCACCAGAGACAGCGAUGCAGAUGAUGAAGACGACGAGCGCCGGGUGAGCCGAGGCUGCACCCUGCAGUACCAGAGGGCUCUGGUCAAGGUGCUUACCCAGUUUCACACCACCUCCACAGAAGGCACCGACCAGGUCAUCACCAUGCUGGGGCCUGACUGGCAGGUGGAUGUCACAGACCUGGUCCAGGACUCCCUAAAGGUGGCCGACCCCAGGAUAGCUGAGUUGGUGGACAGGACGGUGUUGGUGGGUCUGGAGCUGGGAUCGACUGUGCUGAAGGUGGAGUCUCCACUGGCAGUGGAUGCAGUAUUGGGAGAGUCUGCGUUUGCGGUCACAGAUGACAAGGUUUCCAUCACGGAGAUGCGUGUUCACGCCAUCUCAGGCCUGACCCUAUCACUGCAGCCCAGCCCCGGCAACAGCCACACCAUGGUGGCCAAGGCAACCGGCAUCCAGACACUCACCACUCCCAAGCAGGAGGCCAGUUUGUCUGUUUGGAUGCUUUUCAGUGACAACACAGCCGCCACUCUGACUUACUUUGAUCCUAAAGACUACAACCUCAACGCCUCCACACUGGAUGACAGAGUUGUGUUGGUGUCCCAGGAGCCUCAGCAACGCUGGCCUGUGGUGGUGGCAGAAGGGGAGGGAUCUGGCGAGAUGGUGCGUUUAGAGAUGACCAUCUGUGAGGCCUGCCAGAAAACCAAACGCAAAAGCGUCAUCGCAUCUGCUUCGGUUUAUGUCAAGGUCCGCUUUGGCCCAGAGGAAGAUUCUGAGGAAGAGGCAACGACCGAGGGCGAGAUAGAGCUGGCGCCUGUCACCAGGCGUCCAAUCAUUGAUCCGAACAGCAGUGGAAGAGUUUAUGAGACAUCUAAUGAGCAGCCUGCCAGUGUUCCCAUUGAUUACACCAAUUUUCCCACCAUUAGCAACCAGGAGCGACCAACUGAGAGCGAUGAAGAGGAGGAAGAUGACUUUGUGCAUUCACCUCGUAACAUGACCGACCUUGAGAUCGGCAUGUAUGCUCUGUUAGGCGUAUUCUGUCUUGCCAUCUUAGUCUUUCUCAUCAACUGCAUUGUCUUUGUACUUAAAUACCGCCAUAAGCGGAUCCCGCCCGAGGGUCAGGCCAACAUGGACCAUUCCCAUCACUGGGUGUUCCUGGGAAACGGCCAGCCACUGAGGGCCCAGUGUGAUCUGUCGCCACAGCAGGUAGAAAGUCCCAGUAACCCUCUGGAGGGCGUACAGACUUGCUGCCAUGGGGACCACCACAGCAGUGGCAGUUCCCAGACUAGCGUUCAAAGCCAGGUACACGGGCGGGGUGACGGCAGCUCCGGGGGCUCCACAAAAGAGAACGGCGAGGAGGCCAGUUCACCCACCUCCAAGCGCAAGAGAGUCAAGUUUACCACCUUCACCACCCUUCCCACAGAGGAGCUGCCCUAUAACUCCAUCCCCAUUGCAGACGAAGAGGACAUUCAGUGGGUUUGCCAGGAUAUGGGCUUUCAAGACCCAGAGGAACUGCAUGAUUACAUGCGCAGAAUAAAAGAAAUAGCCUGAGAUAAGAGGUGCAGUGUGAAGCACAGCUCUCAGCUUUCUAAAGAAACGUUCCUUUCUAUUUUUCUCUUUUUCACCUAAGUGAAAGAUAAUUUUUCACAGACUAAAAGGCCAACUGUUGUUUUGGUUAGGGUGUGUUCCAUUUAGUUUGCACAGUGCUGUAAUCUCAUACACGCUCACACAGAGGAGAAUGCAAGGAAGCCAAAGACUUGACCAGAGGAUCUCAAUCACUAGAGAAAUCUGUAAAUCUUGGCUACAGGAAACAUUGUUUCACGCGGAAAGCUGAGCCAUGACCAGAGGUGAGAGCUGCUCCAGCUCUCUGAUUUUCAGGAUUUGAUUUGAAAGAAAGCCUGAUUCGGACAGGAAUGUAGAAGAGGUUCAGUGUUAGCUGUGUUUUUGCUGGCUCAGUGGGACUCUGCAGUACUGUACCUACUCCAAACAAAGAUGCCUUUGAUGAACAAAAACUGUCAAAGACUCUCAUAAAAGCUGUGUUAAAAAAAGUCAUUUUGUUUUUGCCAAAGUAGGAAAAGCGUUCUUUUAGUGGCGAAACUUUCUUCAUUGUUGUUCUUGGUGCAGCACACUCAUGAUUUGUACUCAUGUUCAUUCCUUACAUUUUUCUACAUUUCAUAGGUAGUCGAAAGCAGUGCCCUACUAGUCCUCUUGGUCCUGAACAAAUCUAAUGCCUUAUAAAAAUGGUCACGGUUCACUUCUUAUAUCAGCGCGGACACCCUGUUUUCUCACUGCGGCUAGAGACGGCGUGGUAAGAUGUAAAAUACUACGACUGAUCUCGAGCAUGAGGUAAAAUUAGAAAAGAGCUUGUGUAUUGUGAGGAUCUCUAACGUUCUUUGCAUGGAAGGGGAUCUCGAGGCACAAUCAGCAACUUUUUUUUUCCAAAUUUGUAAAUGUUUGUAUUGUAAUUAUAUACUCAUUCAUACACAAAGUAAAUAUGUUAUCAUGCAUCACACGCAUGCCGUGUCAGGCCUACAUACAUGCAGACAUUCCUCUCUAGUAUAUGUAUAUACCGUAUCGAGCCAGCGUCGCCUCCCGCACGAACGUUCAACAAGUUACUUACUCAGAGCUGGAGUGCGGAGUCAGUUGAAAAUUUUAUAGUCUCGUGUUGAGUAGAUGGUUCCCCUCGGUAAAUUUCAUGACAGAACUGUAGCUUUUUAACAAAGUGGUGUCACAUUUGACUGUUGAACAUGGGGAUUUGCUAUGCAUCAGAAUUGCAACAGAACUAAUCUUUUGAUAAGUUAUUUCUCCUCCUCGAGUUCGGUUGGCCUCUAGUCUUUGGGUAAAAUAAAAAAAUGUACUAGUUGGAAAAACUGAACAUAAGAUCCUCUAAACUCUCCUGGAAAUAUCAUUUACCACGAAAAGAAGAAUAAAUAAUUGAUUUUGUUCCAUCAUUUAAAUCAUGACCAUCCCAUGUUGUCAUGCUGAUUUUAAAACACUCUUUGUAGUCCCUUUUUUGUUUAAUCUGUUCCAGUGAACUCGCAUCUGGAUGUCACAGAUUUGCUUUGUUUGAGCUAAAAGGACAGAGCGAGAGACAGGUAGCAAAGAGUGGAGUUGUUGCUGGCAGAUGAGCUGCGUGGAUGCGAAGGGUGUAAAAGUAUCUCAGGAAGCUGAUUGGCUUCAGUGACAAAUCAAAGUGAUUGAAAACAGCACAGCCGCUGGAUGUAGUCUACAGGUUUUGUUGUGCAGCAACGUCUUAAUUGCUGUUGAGCAUUUAAAGGUUUACUGACAAGGCUUUUAAAUUACACUUAAGCAGAAAAGAGGGAAGAUCUGGCAGGUUUAGAAAGAGCAUAAAACAUCUCAAGCAAGAUUUCAACCAAAACAUUGCAAGGCAGCCAGACACAUCGUAACUGAGAGCAUGAUGACAGCAGAGCUAAUAGUAUUUUUAAUUGCCGUUGCCCUGUUAGCGUAGCGUAUGCUUUUUAGUAGUAAAGUGGAUGAUUGGAGAUGACUUUUGAAGGCUGGUGUUAUUCAAGCUCUGAUCUCACAUAAAACAACUUAUUUCCAAGACUAAUGAAGCAACUAUGUGAUGAAAAUUUGUUUCCGUGUCACUUUUCCUUUAAUUCGGUGGUGCAUCUAAGGGCUUGGAUUUUUCUUUUAUGUUAACUGACUGGUUUUGGUGAUCCUGUGAGAAAACUAAUGUUACGUGCUCUUUGGUGAUAAUGAGCAUAAGCUCUGUUCGUCACUCAAAACAUUUUAUUGCCAUCCUACCUGCUUUUCAACCCCCGCAGCCUUAUUAAAGACCCAAUCCAGAAUUGUUCUCCUUGAGGCAGCGUCAUUAUAAAAGGGACAAAAACACUGAAGACAGAUUUUAUAUUUACUUUAAAGACAUGAGUCCUGAGCUCCUUAUUCAUUGAUGUGUGACAGCUAAACACAUGCGUAAAGUGUGAUCUAAAGAUGGUUUACAUACAGCAACAUUGUAAAUAUUGGAGCAAAACAGGCUUUAAUUUUCUCUGAAAGUUGCCAUGAGAUUAUUUUUCAUCAGUAAACCAUCAAUAUUCGUCGUGUAUAUAGACCCACAUUUGAUCCUGGAUUGGGACUUUUAAGGAUUUGGUUUACUGCAUGCCCUCUCUAUGUUCCAUGUGGUUGAAAUGAAUAAUGACCUGAUUCUAGUGUUUAAUAAUAUUCAAUCUGUGUUAACAUCUAAAGAGAAGAAGAGAUGUUCUUUUCGACAGUCCAAGCCCGUCCUUCAGCCACAGCAUCAACAUGAUUUGCCAUGAAAUUAGGAGAAGCAGCAGCCAGCGGGAAGCAUUUCAGUUUUAACCUUAAAUGAUGGUUUCUCAGGAUGAAUGUAGGAUUUUAAAUUAAACCUGGCUGUUCAGUGUAAAUGUGGUCAGCCCAAUCUGGUGACGCUACUGUAACAGAUUAAGUAUCUAAUAGCAGCUUUAAACACUGUUUCCUCAGUUUUUUUCCCAUUGAUUUACUCACAUUAUGUAAAUAUGUUGCCCAUUACAUGAUGCAUUACAUUACAUGAUGCAUCUCAAAAAACAUUUUAUUUUGUGCAUAUGACGUCUUUUUUUGUAACGCUGCUUUGGUGACAGUGCACAUGUUGCUCAUUUUGUAUUUUCAUCAAGCUGCUAAUAGGAACUUGGUCUUUUUACAACGUAUAAUUGAACAUCUUGAAUUGUACCCCCAUCACCCCCAUGGGAGACUGUGCACGAUGUGCACGGCUCAGUCGGCUGUGCCAAGUUAACACAACACUCACGAUAAUAUGUUAAUGUACAGAGCACUGUUCAAUUUCCUGUAUUCUCUUGAAAAUAAACCCUUGUA
Messenger RNA from Plectropomus leopardus (leopard coralgrouper), 7633 nucleotides. RefSeq names its product transmembrane protein 132E (gene tmem132e). Lineage: Eukaryota; Metazoa; Chordata; Actinopteri; Perciformes; Serranidae. The record is from RefSeq and is a predicted model, not a curated record.